Messenger RNA from Ctenocephalides felis (cat flea), 1182 nucleotides. Its product is annotated as serine--pyruvate aminotransferase-like. Gene Ontology annotation, molecular function: L-serine:pyruvate transaminase activity; L-alanine:glyoxylate transaminase activity. Gene Ontology annotation, cellular component: peroxisome. The transcript has 7 exons. Bases 1 to 1182 code for a protein of 393 amino acids. NCBI's taxonomy places the organism in Eukaryota, Metazoa, Arthropoda, Insecta, Siphonaptera, Pulicidae. The record is from RefSeq and is a predicted model, not a curated record.
AUGGAGAAACUAGACUAUCCCGAAGGACCCACGGCUCUGAGUAAGGCAUUAAAUGCUCCAGAUAUUUUACUGAUGGGUCCUGGCCCCACAAAUUGCCCCGAAAGGGUUCUGAGAUGUAUGUCUUUGCCAAAUUUAGCACCCUUGGAUCCUGCCUUAUGCCAAAUUAUGGACGAAAUCAAAGAUGGUCUUCGUUAUCUAUUCCAAACAAAGAAUGAAUUGACGCUCGUAGUAAGCGCAAGCGGGCACGGAGGCAUGGAUGCUGUUAUCAGUAACCUGAUAGAACCAGGCGAAGUUGCUCUGGUGGACACCAGCGGAUUCUGGGGAUUCAGAGCCGCCGAUAUGUCUAAGAGAUACGGAGCAACGGUGUACGAGAUUCAAGCGCCCUUGGGCACACAUCUAACUGCCGCAGAAUUAGAGGAUGCUUUAAAAAAAUAUCGCCCAAAAGUAUUUUUUACGACACACGGAGAUUCUUCUACGGGGGUUGUAUUUAACCUUGAUGGCAUCGGCGACCUAUGCCACAAAUAUGAUUGCCUCAUAGCCGUAGACACGGUAGCCUCCUUGGGCGGAGCACCCUUAUUCACAGAUCGAUGGGCCCUCGACGCCGUUUAUUCAGGCUCUCAAAAAGUAUUAGCCUCGCCAGCAGGUUUAGCACCUAUAACAUUCAGUCCGAAGGCUCAAACAAAAAUAUUGUCUCGCAAAACUCCAUGUCCGGUGUACUAUUGGGAUAUGAGCAUGCUGGGUGAUUACUGGGCAUGUUAUGGACGACCUAGAAUUUAUCAUCAUACCGCUUGCUCCAACCUCCUGUAUGCCUUGCGAGAAUCCUUGGCAAUUGUUAUUGAAGAAGGUCUACCUCAAAUGUGGGCUCGUCAUAAAAAAGUUUCCCAAAAACUGCAACACGGUUUGGAAGAAUUAGGCUUCAAAUUGGUAGUGCAGAAUCCAGAGCAAAGACUUCCCAACGUGACCACUCUUUGGAUACCAGAAGGUGUAAAUUGGAUAAAAGCCUGUGAUUGGAUUAUGGAAAGGUAUAAUAUAGAGAUCAGAGGUGGAUUAGGACGUACAAUGGGUAAAGUAUUUCGAAUAGGUUUACUGGGUCCAAACGCAUAUGAAGAAAAUGUAGAUAAAGUUCUUCAAGUAUUUCCACAAGGUGUGAAAAACGGCAUGUCCGAGAAUGGUUCGAAGUAG